Bombina bombina (fire-bellied toad) is the source of this 2694-nucleotide messenger RNA. It is a transcript of the gene ATXN7, whose product is annotated as ataxin 7. Bases 142 to 2694 code for a protein of 850 amino acids. The transcript has 12 exons. The record is from RefSeq and is a predicted model, not a curated record. NCBI's taxonomy places the organism in Eukaryota, Metazoa, Chordata, Amphibia, Anura, Bombinatoridae.
UGGAGGCCGCACUUACCGCCUCGCCUACCCUGUGACCUCCCCUUAGCCUCUGCCGGCCCGGCACCUUCCCACCCCCGCAGGACGGCGAGUUCCGAGCACCCAACGCAGGCCUCCUCCUCCCCGGGCCCUCCAGCGGAAAGAAUGUCGGAAAGGGCCGAGGAUGACGUCAGAGGGGAGCAGCAGCGCAGGCAGCGGCGGCGGCAGCAGCAGCAGCAGGGAGAGAGCUCAGCUGCAGCAAUGGCGGCUGCUGGGGAUCGCAGGUCUCUGCCCAGUCCUGGAGCUAUGCUGGGGCAGCCCUGGGCUCACUGGGUCGAAGCUGCCAAACUGCAAGGAAUCGACGAACUGGAUGAAACUUUGAAGGAGUGUGAGAAAAAACGAGAAGCUAUGAGACUCUGCAGGGAAGAUAUGCCAAUAUUUGGUCUCUGCCCAGCAUACGAUGAUUUCUAUCUGGUUAUGUGCAACCACUGUAAUCAAGUCAUAAAGCCACAGGCAUUUCAAUCACAUUACGAAAGAAGACACGGUUCCUCCAGCAAGCUCCCCUUGACACCGCCAUCCUCGUCAGCAUAUUCCCACUAUCCCGCUCUAUCAAAAAACAAAACAAGCGGUAAUAGCAGCACGCGUACGUCCAGUGGAAGUAGUGCCUCGACAAACCCCAAGCUGAUGAAAUCUCCCAAAGAUAAACUGCCGAUAGGUGGAAACAGGUCAAUACAUCCUGUGCAGCUUAACAAGCCUCUCCAAGAUAAAAUAAUGACACCAUCUGUUAAAGUGGAGAAGAUGCAUUUAAAUCCAAAGAUAGAUGGCGUUUUAUUUAAAUCUGCUGCUGGUCCCACCUAUUCCUCUACUGUGAGUUCUUCAAUAAAGACUGGCCUUAAUUGUCCAUCAAUACCAAAGCCACCCUUGCCUUCCCCUGGACAGAUACCAAAUGGUAAAGGUAUUCUCUCGACGACUUCAAUUUUGGAAAAGAAGCCUGACGAUACUAAUAGCAGGAAAUUUUUACACAAGAGAUUGUCAGAUAGAGAGUUUGACCCUGAUAUACACUGUGGUGUUGUCGACACAGAAACCAAGAAGCCCUGCACUAGAUCUUUGACAUGCAAGACACAUUCCUUAAGCUACAGGCGAGCAGUGCAAGGGCGUAAAAAACGGUUUGAUGUGUUGUUAGCAGAGCACAAGAAUAAAACCAGGGAAAAGGAAAUACUUCGUAACUCUGAACAUCAGCAGCAGACGACGCCUGCGCUCAGGGAACCUAAUCCCUUACCUUCAAAAUCUUCCCAGGAACUGCACCAAAAUUCUCAUGGAAUUACUUCGCCUGAAGCAAAGCCUUCAGUAGCUAACAAGGCCAAACCUCACAACCCCAGUCUUCCAAGGCCUUCAGGGAACCCAGUGCAGCACAGUGGAAAUGCCCCAAGCGACUCUCCAUCUGUGCACGAAUCCCCCCAUCCUCUGCUGUCUGCAACUGAGCCAACCUCCAGGUUAUCUAGUGACGAGGGUGAAGGGGACGAAAAAGAAGAACCUGCUGAAAGACUGGACUGUCAUUAUUCAGACCACCAUCCUCGACCGGCAGCUUAUUGCGCCUUUGGAAGUCGACAGAUUGGAAGAGGAUAUUACGUCUUCGACAAGCGGUGGGACCACAUCAGAUGUGCACUUAACUUCAUGGUGGACAAGCAUCUGAACUCACAGAUGUGGAGGAAAAUCCCUCCAGCAUCUAGCAGUUCAUCAGCACAUGCUCCACACCGGACCAGCACAAAUUCAACGUCUGUGUCGCACAGCGUCAACAACACUGGUUUUCUCUCACCCAGCACAGUAACCUCUCCUUCUGCAUCAGCCACCUCGCCCUGUGCAUCUCUUGACAAAGUGUUGUCGUAUGGAACUACUCUAAACACUCAUCCCACAGCUUUGGGUGCAAUGGACCCAGUCAGUAGUAUGCAAUCCAGACAAGUGUCUUCUUCCCCAAGCACUCCGUCAGUGCUGUCCUCAGUACCUUCCCCUCAGUCCAACAAACCUCAGAAGUUAAAAUCCAGCAAGUCGCUGAAACCUAAGGAAUCCCCCUCCAGCAGCGUCAACUGCAACAGCAGCAGCGGAGGCUCAGGAAAGAAAUGGAAAAACAGCUCCCCAUCCCAGCUGCUAGCACACCCUUCUUCUCAUUCCACAGAGUCUUUAAGGAAAAACUGUGUGACGAACUCUGGGGCUUACCACUCUCCUUCGAUGACUUUGUCCCACAGCAGUUCGCACAAUAUUGGCCUCAAUUUUGUGAACAAUAAGUCAAACUCUGUCAGUCUUAAAAACGACCAAUCAGGGAGGGGUCCGCCCACAGGAAACCCUGCGGAGUCCAUAAAAAGAAUGAGCGUAAUGAUGAACAAUAGUGACUCGACGUUGUCACUAGGGCCAUUUGUUCAUCAGACUGGCGAGCAGACUGUCAACUCGCACAACAGUUACCCCCACUCAAACUCUUCCCUAGACAAGUUGAUAGGGAAGAAACGUAAAUGCCCAGCCGGCUCGAGCAGUAUAACCAACAACAGCAAAUCCAGUAAGGUUGCCAAAUUGCCACCUGUGAAUAAUGUUCACACGAAACACAACAGCGUAAUUCCAGGAACCCAGGCGUUGACAAAUAACUCUAUUCGCCAUCAGAUUACCAUCUUUGGGAUGGCAAAGAGUUUAACCUUUUCGCUGCUAAGACUUUUUUCACCCCAGUGCUGA